AAGGAGUUGGAUUUUUUCAGACACAAGUACAAAAAGAACAACCAAUCAAAAUCUGCAGCUUCUUGAACUCGAGUUUGGCGAUUGUUCUCAAGAAAGAUGCAUUCUUGUUAUCAUACGCACUUCUCCUCCCUCAAGCUUCCACAUUUCUUUGCGCCGAAGAGUUUUGUGGCGUCUUCACGGAGAGAAUCAAGAGUGUUCGCAGUGGCAACCAGUAUGGAUGAUGCGUCUGGUAACAUACCAGCGGCUCCAAUAUCUCUACCUGAAGGCUCAUGGAAACAGAUAAGUGGUGGAGUGACAGCUGCGAAAGGGUUUAAAGCUGCUGGUAUGUAUGCUGGAUUGCGUGCUUCAGGAAAGAAGCCUGAUCUCGCUCUUGUCACCUGUGAUGUCGACGCUGUUGCUGCAGGAGUGUUUACUAUGAAUGUGGUUGCUGCUGCUCCUGUAGUUUACUGCAAAAAGGUUCUUGAGACUUCCAAUACGGCGCGUGCAGUGUUGAUCAAUGCCGGUCAGGCCAAUGCAGCUACGGGUGAUGCUGGUUACCAAGAUACGUUAGAUUGUGUUGGUUCACUAGCAACGCUACUUAAAGUGAAACCAGAGGAAGUAUUAAUCGAAUCAACUGGUGUUAUUGGUCACAGGAUUAAAAAGAAAGAGCUUCUCCAAGCACUUCCAACACUAGUCAACUCGAUGUCAAACUCUGUUCAACAGGCAGAUUCUGCUGCUAUAGCAAUCACCACAACGGAUCUUGUAAGCAAGAGCGUGGCAGUUGAAUCACAGGUCGGAGGAACCACUAUUCGAGUUGGUGGUAUGGCUAAAGGCUCAGGGAUGAUUCAUCCAAAUAUGGCAACUAUGCUAGGUGUCAUCACAACAGACGCUCUGGUUGAAAGUGAUAUCUGGAGAAAGAUGGUAAAGGUUGCAGUAAACCGAAGCUUUAACCAGAUCACUGUAGAUGGGGACACGAGUACUAACGACACAGUCAUUGCUCUGGCGAGCGGGCUAUCUGGAUCACCUUUUAUAUCUUCUUUGAACUGUGAAGAAGCUCUACAGCUUCAGACAUGCCUUGAUGCGGUGAUGCAAGGACUUGCCAAAUCAAUAGCUUGGGAUGGCGAGGGCGCAACAUGUCUCAUUGAGGUUACGGUAAAAGGAACAGAAACUGAAGCAGAAGCAGCGAAAAUUGCACGCUCGGUGGCUUCCUCUUCACUAGUUAAAGCAGCUGUUUAUGGAAGAGAUCCUAACUGGGGACGCAUAGCUGCAGCUGCUGGCUACGCUGGGGUUUCUUUCCAGAUGGAUAAGCUUGAGAUAUCACUCGGCGAGUUUUCACUCAUGGAGAGUGGUCAACCUCUUCCUUUUGACAGGGAUGGAGCCAGUAACUACCUCAAGAUAGCUGGCGAGGUUCAUGGAACUGUCACAAUCGAUUUAUCCGUAGGUGAAGAUGCAGCCACAGGAAAGGCGUGGGGGUGUGAUCUUAGCUAUGACUAUGUCAAGAUCAACGCUGAGUAUACCUCCUGAGACCAAGAUGCAGAGAUUCAUGUAAUGUUGUGUUAUGUUCUCAAUUUAUAAACUACAUUUGCUUCAAAUAACAAAACAUCAUUUCAAAU
Messenger RNA from Brassica oleracea var. oleracea, 1592 nucleotides. RefSeq names its product arginine biosynthesis bifunctional protein ArgJ, chloroplastic. The transcript has 15 exons. The record is from RefSeq and is a predicted model, not a curated record. Gene Ontology annotation, molecular function: L-glutamate N-acetyltransferase activity, acting on acetyl-CoA as donor; L-glutamate N-acetyltransferase activity, acting on acetyl-L-ornithine as donor. Lineage: Eukaryota; Viridiplantae; Streptophyta; Magnoliopsida; Brassicales; Brassicaceae. Bases 97 to 1503 code for a protein of 468 amino acids. Gene Ontology annotation, biological process: L-ornithine biosynthetic process; L-arginine biosynthetic process.